AUGAAAACUGCGAGGAAUCUCUACAAAACAAUCAAUAAAUAUCAGACACGACAACCUAGUUAUUCACUAUUAUCAUUAUACAAAUCUAUAGCCUCUCAGUAUCCGACUUUCAGAAAAUCUGCUAUCCAAACAUUGGGACAAUCUGGCAAAUCAGUUCUGCAGCUUAAUCUAAGAAACUAUACACGUUUAUUGUACAUUUACGCAUAA
Molecule: messenger RNA, 207 nt
Organism: Acanthoscelides obtectus
Lineage: Eukaryota; Metazoa; Arthropoda; Insecta; Coleoptera; Chrysomelidae
Source: the annotation of a GenBank genome assembly